Messenger RNA from Papaver somniferum (opium poppy), 860 nucleotides. RefSeq names its product chitin-binding lectin 1-like. The record is from RefSeq and is a predicted model, not a curated record. The transcript is spliced from 2 exons. Bases 111 to 587 code for a protein of 158 amino acids. Lineage: Eukaryota; Viridiplantae; Streptophyta; Magnoliopsida; Ranunculales; Papaveraceae.
UGUACGUAGUAAGUAAGCUAUCACUUCAGGUUUCUAUAAAUAGAGAAAUAUUUGUUCACAUCAAAUCCAUAACAAAAAUCUUAUAGUCAUCCAUAAACACCAUCACCACUAUGUCUUUCAAGAGUUCUCCAAUUGGUUUUAGUUUGUUGGUUUUGGGGAUUCUUGCUCUGAAUGCAUACUCAGAGAGGGCAUCGGCACAAGCAACUUGCCAACCUGGGCAACAAGGGUGGACUUACCCCCUAACCCUAACAUGUUCUGGAUGUGAUCUUAAAUGUAAAAUGAUUUGUGCCUUUAAGCCAUAUACCAAGUUCUGCAAUGGCAAUCCAGGCUGGUUUACACAAGGAUGUUUGUGUUGUUGUGGAGCAGCAAGCCCUGUCCCUGUUCCACCAUCACCACCACCUCCAUCUCCACCACCACCACCACCCCCAAGAGAUCCACGAGAUUUAUGCUUUCCCACUGAAAUUUCUCACUCGUACGCAACCCCCGCUUGCCCCACAUGUUCAACACCAUGUAAUUGUGGUCCAGGUGUAACUCCAACAAUGAAUAAUGUGUGCGUUAACAAUUACUGCAGCUGUUGUUGCCCGUAAGAAGUACCCUGUCAUCAUCAACAGUGACUCCUGGUUCAUUAAUUAUUCGCAGUCAUUAGCUAGCUGCAGCAGCCUAUGUGAAUGUCAAUAGAGUGAUCUCUAUGCGUUUAGUAAUAAUAAGCAGCAGCAUUUUUAUUUUUUUCUUGUUAUUUUGUUUAAGGAUGUAGUGAAUCAAUCCAUGGUUUCCAUUCUCGAUUGACAUAUGUGUAUCGGUAUCAUAAAAUGAUGGUGUUGAUCAAUCUACAAAGGUAAACACACUAACUUUUCAUGAUU